AAAACAUAUUCAAUCGAGAAAUUGACGAAUUGACGUCCAGGUGUUAGCAGCGACAGUUAGCCGGUAGCUUCUGUGGUGAGCUUAGCAUUUACCUUCCGUUUCAAGUAACUCGUAGCUCCCGUUAGCCGUUAGCACGUAGCUUCCUUUAUCUCCCUUGGGUCGUCAGGUUCGGGCGGUCAUUCUCCUCCGUUCGCCACCACCUGACCUGUGUAGUCUCGUAGCUGUUAGCAUUGGUUAGCUGGUUACUAUAGCUUCGAUUAGCUGCUGUAUGGCCCGCAGUUGACUUGUAGGUGUUAGCACACGUUGGCCGCUAGGUUCUAUUAGCCGCCGUUUGACCCAUACGUACGUAUCAGCCGGUAGCGUUUGUUAGCAGCUGUUGGUUGACCGUGUUACAUGUUUUGCUGUUAGCGCCCGUUGCCGGUAGCCUCGAUUAGCAGCAGUUUGAGCCGCAGUACUUUUAGCUCCCGUUAGCCCUCGUUAGAACUCAAGGGCAGUGGAGCGUCGUUUUGACACAACACUUUUGACAUAUUCAAGUGUUUUUCUUUUAAACCACUUAGUUGCUAAUUUAACCUCGUAGCUGAAGAUGCCUCUGCCUAAGAAACUGAUGAAGGGCGUGAUCAUGGUGGAGCUGCUGGGCGUCUGUGGAGCGUACGCUCUCUUUCACAAAAUGAACAACAGUCGAGAUUUCAGAAACACCAUGAAUACGAAGUUCCCUUCGAUUCUUGAAGUUUACUACCAGUCCAAUGAGUGGGCGGGGAUUCACGGAAUCCGAGAGCGAGACGUUGAAGUGUGGUCGGCCAAACACGACUGAAGGCGUCUGUUUGUAAAAAAGUUCACACUCGUGAUGAUGAUGAACUACUUCCUCCUCUUCUUGUUGUUGUUGUUCCCGAGCGUCUUGCCUCCUGCCUUGCCUCUGGCGAACGUCGGCCUCCUCUUGUUGAACGCCGUCUUCUUCUUGCGCAGCGUCUUGACGUCACGGCCCUGGAUCCAGUCGUCGCGCUGAGACUCCCACUUCAGCUGCUUCACACCUGAGAGAGAGCGAGCGAGCGAGAGGACGUUGCACAACUUUCCGCACGUUUUGUAGAAACAACUAUGUGUAAAACUACGUGUAAACAUUUACGCCAGAAGUCUGAACUUGGGAGUGACGUCACAAACAACAAACAACAAGUCUACGACUAAUAAAAGUAAAAUGUGUACGACUGAUUUGACACUUUUCCACUUGGCCUUGAUUGGCUUUUUGCAAUUUUUUCCACUUAGGUUGAAACUUAAAUUAAUGAGGAUCGUCGCAUGGAAAAUAAGAUUUCACAACUUUGCAACCACGUUUUUACUGAAUAUUAAAUAUUUAAAUGUAUAGUUGCUGGUGUCCAAUAAACUCCACUCAAAACAA
This is a messenger RNA of Solea senegalensis (Senegalese sole), 1387 nucleotides long. RefSeq names its product protein CEBPZOS-like. The record is from RefSeq and is a predicted model, not a curated record. The transcript is spliced from 4 exons. Lineage: Eukaryota; Metazoa; Chordata; Actinopteri; Pleuronectiformes; Soleidae. The coding region runs from base 584 to 811 and encodes 75 amino acids.